Molecule: messenger RNA, 1440 nt
Organism: Fusarium poae
Lineage: Eukaryota; Fungi; Ascomycota; Sordariomycetes; Hypocreales; Nectriaceae
Exons: 3
Coding region: 1-1440 (479 amino acids)
Molecular function (GO): flavin adenine dinucleotide binding; NADP binding; N,N-dimethylaniline monooxygenase activity
Source: RefSeq, a predicted model, not a curated record
AUGGUGAUUCCGAAUGUGAAGCGUGUUGCAGUAAUUGGGGCUGGACCAGCUGGUGCAAUCACCAUAGAUGCACUAGCAAAAGAACAGACCUUCAAUGUUAUUAGAGUGUUUGAGCGUCGCGAGAGAGCAGGAGGUUGCUGGGUUGGCGACACUGAACGUCCCGAAACAGUAACGAACUUUACUCAACUGGCCGAGAGAAGCGCUGAUCAAUCUUUACCGAUUCCCGAGCAGCUUCCCACCUAUACACCAAAAUCAGACCAGCCGAGAUUCACAGAAUCUUCAAUUUAUCCCUAUUUGGAAACGAAUAUUGAUCGCGUUCCUAUGCAAUUCUCUCAAGAACCAUUUCCACCCGAAACAACUGCACGAUCCGUUGAGCUGUACGGUCCACAGACACCGUUUCGUCACUGGAGUGUGGUUCGGAGAUAUAUCGAGGGCUUAGUCGAGCGACAUGGUUAUUCAGACCUUGUGUCCUAUAAUACAACCGUCGAGCGAGCUGAGAAGGUCGGAAAUGAAUGGAAAGUCAUUUUACGCAAAGAAGGCCAAGAACGCGACUACUGGUGGACUGAAUGGUUCGAUGCGGUGGUGGUUGCCAGUGGGCAUUACUCUGUUCCUUACAUUCCGUUCAUUGAAGGACUCGAGACUUUUGACAAGUCAAGACCAGGAAGUGUGAUUCACAGUAAGCACUUCCGUGGAAGAGAUCUUUACAGAUCAAAAAAAGUUGUCGUGGUUGGUGCUUCAGUCUCUGCGGCUGACAUCGCUUUCGACUUGGUCAACAUAGCACAGAGACCAGUUCAUGCUAUUACGAUUGGCCAUAAUCCCAAUGGAUAUUUUGGAGACGAGGCUUUCAACAACCCUUAUAUUGAAAACCACCCUUCUAUCACCAAAGUCGUCAAUCGUACAGUUUAUCUGGAAAAUGGUGGUUUGAUAGAAAAUGUGGACCAUAUCAUCUUUGGAACUGGGUACAGCUGGACUCUGCCAUUUUUGCCAGAUGUCCCAGUCCAAAAUAACCGAGUGCCCGACUUAUACCAACAUGUAGUUUGGAGACAUGACCCAACUCUACUGUUCGUUGGUGCAGUUCAAGCUGGGCUAACCUUUAAAAUCUUCGAAUGGCAAGCUGUUUACGCAGCGAGACUUCUCGCCGGUCGCGGCACGUUACCUUCGACAGAAGAGAUGGAGAAUUGGGAGGAAGAUAGAACCAAGACUCGAGGCGAUGGACCCAAGUUUGCUCUUGUCUUUCCAGAUUUUGAGGACUAUUUUGAAACUCUGAGAAAUCUAGCUGGUGACGCAAAUGGUGUUGGGAGACAUUUACCCAAGUUCAGACGUGAGUGGUUCCGGACAUUUUUGGAAGGGCAUGAGCUUAGGAAGAAUAUGUGGAGGAGACUGAAUGAUGAAGAUAGAAAGGGUGAAGAGAAGACUGUUAGUUUAAAGUCACGUUUGUAG